CACCCCUUUUCUGAAAUGGACGAAUCUAUCCGGAAGUCUCGUCUGAAGUCCCGUUAUUUGCCGGGCUCUCGCGAGACGUGCAGGGCUAGGAUCGGGAUGGCUGCGGAGGGUGAGUGCUUGCCGGUUUGGGGAGAAGAAAACCUGUAUUCCGACCAGACCACGCGGUGGAAACCCAUCUCCCUCACACAUGUGGAGUACGAAGAAGGAGACCUAAUCGGCAAGGGUCUGGCCUGGUGCAGUCUCACACCAGUGUUUAUCUUGGUGGGGUUUGGGACUCUUCUGUUGUUCAGAAGAGAACUACAUACUAUAUCCUUUCUAGCAGGCAUCCUCAUAAAUGAAGCUGUUAACUGGGUACUAAAGCACCUCAUCCGUGAACCCAGACCAUGUAGAGGUCACUCUGUAGUCUUCAGUGAGUAUGGGAUGCCAUCUAGCCAUGCACAGUUUAUGUGGUUCUUCUCUACAUACAUUGUCCUUUUCCUCUAUGUAAGACUACAUCAGUCCUACACCAGCACUCUACUAGAAAACAUGUGGAAACACUUAACAGCAGUCGGGGUCUUUCUGCUAUCCAUGCUUGUAUCCUAUAGUAGGGUCUACCUUCGCUACCACACCACAGUGCAGGUGGCAGCAGGUGCAGUAGCAGGCAUUCCUCUGGGCAUCGUCUGGUUUGCCAUUGUACAGCUGGCAUUGACUCCAUGGUUUCCCAUGAUUGCUGCAUGGCCAAUCUGUGAACUGUUCAUGGUUCGAGACUCCACACUCAUCCCUAACAUCCUGUGGUUUGAGUACACUGCAGCAAGAGCUGAAGCAAGGACCAGGCAUCGCAAGUUGGGGACCAAGUGCCAAUGAAGAAGUGGCGCACCACACAUGGAGACAUCUCCCAAGACAACGGAUCAUCAUAAGGCUUGUGUUGUGGUUUGGUUAGGUGUUAAGCCUUGGUGCAGCAUGCUUAAAAAGUCUGCCAAAGGCUUGUUUAAAAGUGAUCAAGGCUAGCAUCUUCCAACAACGCCAGGACGGCUUGAACAAGUAGUGGUGUAUGGUGCAUCAGUAUCAAAUUCUGCAGGGGGAGCAGACCCUGGCAUGUGUGAUGAGUCAAGGAGAGAAACAAGUUUUUUGUGAAGCUUUUUAAUAAUUGACAAAUUUACCUUGGUGGAUGUAAAAUCACAUCAUCAAGGGGAAAGGAAACAGAUAUUAAAACAUCGGGUCAGGCAAUAAAUUUAGGAUAAUAGUCAGUAAAUGGGCAUUGUGUGAAAAUUUUGUUUAUUGCUCGAAGGUGACUAUUUGAUAUCUCCAAACAGUAUCACUUUUAAAAAGUUUUAUAAGUAAUUUUGCAGACUUUGUGGAAAAUAUCUGCUGGCAAUUUCCUUUUUCUUUGACGAAGUCUUGGUAUGGUUCUAUCAUGAGAUUGAUAUUAUUGUUUACAUUAUCAGUAACUACAGACAUUGCCAGAUUUUAAGUUUUUAGUGAUAAAAAUCAUCUGUGAAUAAAUGCAGUUCAGCAUCUCAGUUUAGGAGUUAGGUAGUUUAAUGCUUCUCCAUUUUGCCACAAGAAAAUGAAGCGCUAAAUUGCUGCAUAGUUUACUUAGACCAAAUGUGGGCAUCAGAAAUCGGCUCUUAGAAAUGGCGACCAAAAAGGCACAAAGAGAUUUACGAAUGUGAACUGUUUCUGGUGUCAGAUAAGACCAGUUCAAAUGAAUCCAUUCCACAAUAAAAUGGCUACAAAGAAGAACUAGUUGUGAACUGUAGAGACAAAAUAGUCGUUUGUAGCUGUUAUUAUUGAGGCAUUUAAUAUAUGCCUGAAGAAGGGCUAUUGUCUACAUUAUAAACUUGAGUUAGGAACUUUCUUGGUACCAUUCCAGAAUCAGGGUAAACCUUCACUGCCUUUUAGGCUUUGUACUUGACGUGAGAGUAGAUGAAGUGAAGUGCGAUCACUCAGGGCAUUGACCUGGACCUCUUUUGCCACAUUUCAAAUCGUUCGGGCACCAGAGAUGCCUUUCUGCUGUUGGUGGAAGAUGCUGCAAUGCUCAGUAGGAAAACAUUUGAAAAGCUGGCUCCGCCCCUGAGGCGUCGCCAAAAAAAGAGUGUAAAAUAAAAAAACAAAUCGCUGGAAGCAAGCCAAAUCCAAGAGGCAGCUAAGGAUGCUCCUUCUUGGGUCACCUUGAAAGCAUUUACCUACGAGAGGGACUUGCUAGGGAAAAUUUACACACAUCCCCUUUUGUGGUACAUGCUGAUCUCAAAGAACUGAAAGGUUUUUUGCGCCAAGCAUUUCCAACAUGGCAUCCAUGACAGUAGGAGAGUAGUAUAUCUUUUGUGUGCAAAUACGUUCCUUGCCAUUCUGAUCAUUGAUGUUGUGGGGUUACUUUGCAAGUUGGGCCAAAAUUUGCACUCAGGACACAUUGAAGCCACUCCGUGGAUUGUUGGUGUUGCAUUUUGCCUGCUACAUGCUUAUGUGCUGGUGUAGUAUGCAAGGAAAGAACUAUUUCAGUAAAACAGGAAACCUAGUCAUAGCAGUAGUAGUAGUAUCCAGUGUUUGAUUAUACUGCUCUUGAGGUCCCUGAUACGGGUGGGCAGCAGCUGGCUAGUCUUCACACUGCACCUCCAGGCGGCUCUGUCCAGCAAGAUAUAUAUCAUAUAUAUUCCAGAACAAUGUGACUCAGUGGUUGUGUGCAACUGUUUCAUGGAGAACAUGUAUCUUCAUGUGAAACGUUUUGCCCUUACUUAAUCCUGUUGUAAAGGAAAUGGAAAGGGAGCAAUGUUGGGGGCAUUUAGUGCAGCUUCUGGCAUCUUGGAGUGAAUUUUUUCCAAAAUUUAAAAGAAUACUUGAGAGAAAAGUGAAGCAAUUUCUCAGUGUCUAACUUUCUAAAGAAAUGUCGGCAGUGUGUUAGAAAUAGAUGGAGGUCUGCCUGCCUCCACGAUUGGCAGUUGGCAGAAGCGGUUUCAUGGCUCGAGCUGGUAAAUGUGUGGUGUGUUUUGGGUACUAAGUUGAAGUCCCCUGGGACAUAAACAAAAAAAUGUCUGGACAUAAAACGUGAUGCGUUUUCUUUUAUGCCUUAAGGUCUUCAACUUUGACAUAGUACCCACAAUGCAUCACAUCGCAAAUGAGCAGUUGGAGAUUAUGAACCCACUUAUUGCACAAGAACAAUGAUAGCAUGAACAGGAGAUCUAUGUAAAAGUCACAUGGAAGUAUUGGUUUGUCAAGACUUUUGUAAAGUACUCCAGUUGAGUUUUAAGAGUUCUCCAAUUUUUCUACACCAUAUAGCAGGACAAAUGAAAAAGACAACUGUGGUACAACUACAUAAUAUAUAUAUAUAUGAGGCUGAAAUUUUUAACCAUCUUAUGCAAGUCGGUGUUGUAUGCUUGUUGCAAAUCAUUUAAUAAUCCAUUUGAAAGUUGAUAAUAGAAAAUUUUUAGUAAAGACAAUUUCAGGACAAUACAAUUCAUUGUACAUUUUUAGGAUGCACCAUACAUACGUGUAUGCCUUGUCAUAGGUUUUUUCCCAAUGUACAUUUACGAACGGUCUCCUUUAGUUUGCAUGAUCAGCAAAACUUACACCACACCAGGACUAUCUGUCCAUUUUUGUGGGUAAAACAUGUAGCUCAAAUGUUGUUUUUAAACUUGAAGUUCAGUACAUAAAAAAAGCUAUUCCAGUAUGUUUACUUGCAUGCAGGUGACAUCAAACCACACACUCCAUAUAUACUGUAUAUACAAUGGUCAGAUACAAUUGGUACUACCAAAUACUGUUAUUCACACACUAUUCAGUUGUAAUAAUUGACAUAACUUUGAAGCAAAGUUCUCUCUACCACAGAAACAAGUUUUGAGCACUGGGUAUUGUUGCUAGUAACCUUUGAACUAUCCAUUAUGUACAUACAUGACUCCCUACAAGUAUAACUACAAUGUUGUUUAAUACACUGUUGUGCCAAACUGACCUUGAAAGUUGUGUAUCUCUACAGUGGUGGGCAAGUAUUGUACAUGAAAGGUGUUGGGAGCAUAUGUAACACCUUUUCAUUGUCCCAUUGCAUGCUGGGAGAUGCAGGGCACCAUGGGUAGUGCAUAGGUGAACAAACAUUACUAGUAUUACCUUGACAAGUUGAAUGCCAUCCUCUGUUUGGUUUAUAUUAUCUUGGUAAUGAUGUUUUCCCUCCGCAUUACCCAUAAUGCCCAGCACCUCCCAUCAUACAAUGGGAUCGGUGAAAAGGUCUAUGUGAGAUGUGCAAACUGCUUGGAUGUGGUGAAGUCCUUUUCACUUAAAAAGGUUGAAGAAAUACUGUCAAAUUCUGUGAACAACUACCUGGGAUUGUAGAGUUGCAGAUUGUUUUAUUAUGCCACCAGACAAACAGUAUAACAAUUUUUUGUAACAUGUAGACUGGAUCCAUUCAUCACCAUAUGGAAGCAGGCAGAACAAUACUAUAAAGCAGGCUACGCCCCUGAGGUGUCGCCAAAAAGGUUCCUUGAGAUAUAUAUAUACAUAAAAUAUAACCAUUAGAACAGUCGCAACACUGAGAAACUUUUAAGAUGUUUUCAUAUGAUAUGGGUUGCAUUGAAUUCACCGCAUUUUGUACCAGGCAAUAUCAAUUUUUCUAUAAUGAUAUGAUCGUACAUCUAUAAAGUUGCAUUGUUUUAUUAAUUGAUUGAUUGAUUCUUUUAAGAUUAGUUCUGCUGGAUUUUUUGUAAUUUAAGGAUUUAUAAGUCUUGCAAUAUUUUGGUAUUCAAUGUUAUGUACUCCAAAACAGGGCUACAGACAAUGAUUUAUUUAUCAAUAAAUACUUUAUGGUGCUGAUACAUAUGUAUUAGAAUUCCAUUUUCUUGAUUACCUGUUUUUUUCAAAGAUGAAUAAAAGAAGGUAAAAUAUACUUUGUAUUAUAAUUCUUUUAAAGCAUGCUCUUGGUGUUAUACAAGACCAAUUGUACUCAGGCAGGAGUAUUGUUAGUUUUAUCCAUACAGUCUAGCUACAACUCACGACCUCUUCACUGCAUUGGUGUUUUGUUUGGAAUGUCUUCUGCUAGUAUGUACAAGAUGAUGAUGCACUUUUUUUUUACACUAUAGCAGUUUUUGUAGGUAAUGUAAUAUUACAAAGUUAGUAGAAAGGUAACAUUUGCAAAGCAAAUGCACAAUGUUUACCUUCGUACAUGUAUAUGGUCUGCUCUGUUAAUU
Molecule: messenger RNA, 5144 nt
Organism: Branchiostoma belcheri (Belcher's lancelet)
Lineage: Eukaryota; Metazoa; Chordata; Leptocardii; Amphioxiformes; Branchiostomatidae
Product: dolichyldiphosphatase 1-like
Exons: 9
Coding region: 16-843 (275 amino acids)
Biological process (GO): protein N-linked glycosylation; lipid biosynthetic process
Cellular component (GO): endoplasmic reticulum membrane; intracellular membrane-bounded organelle
Molecular function (GO): dolichyldiphosphatase activity
Source: RefSeq, a predicted model, not a curated record